GGGGCGGGACGGGACGGGUCGGGACGGGGCAGAGUCGGGAGCGGGGAUCGGCCAUGGGGAAGCUGCUGGCGGUGGCUCUUGUCGGGAUAGCGGCAGCCCUGGUGGCAGAGCGGCUGCUGGCCUUUCGGAACAGACUCAAUGCUUCACGGGAAGUAGCCCCAGUAACACUCCCGAACUGCCGGCUCAUUAAAGGAAUCGAAGCUGGUUCCGAAGACAUCGACAUACUUCCCAAUGGACUAGCUUUCAUCAGCUCUGGCUUGAAAUAUCCAGGAUUAAAGAGCUUUGCUCCAGACAAGACAGGUGAAAUAUUUUUGAUGGAUUUGAAUGAAGACUAUCCCAAGGCAGUGGAACUGAGAAUCAGCCGAGGGUUUGAUCUGUCAUCGUUUAACCCUCAUGGAAUCAGCACCUAUGUAGACAAAGAUGACACCGUGUACCUCUUUGUUGUGAACCAUCCCCAUCAGAAGAGCACAGUAGAAUUGUUUAAAUUUGUAGAAGAUGACAAUUCUCUUUUACACCUGAAAACCAUUCAACAUGAUCUUCUGGCAAGUGUGAAUGAUAUAGUAGCCAUGGGGCCAGAUAGUUUCUAUGCUACCAAUGACCACUACUUCACCGACUUCAUCUUGAUGUUCUUAGAGGUGUUCUUGGGUUUAACUUGGUCAAAUGUUGUUUACUACAGUCCAAAAGAAGUUAAGGAAGUGGCAACUGGCUUUUGUUCAGCCAAUGGAAUUAACAUUUCACCUGAUAGAAAGUACAUCUAUGUUGCAGAUGUAUUUGAUCAUAGUGUUCAUGUUAUGGAAAAACACACUAACUGGAAUUUAACUCACGUGAAGACACUGCAGCUGGACACUCUGGUCGAUAACUUGUCUAUUGAACCUCACACUGGAGACAUCUGGACAGGAUGUCAUCCCAAUGGGAUGAAGCUGUUCUACUAUGAUCCUGAAAAUCCUCCUGCCUCUGAGGUUCUGCGCAUCCAGAACAUCCUCUCAGAGGAGCCUGUGGUGACGCGCGUCUACGCUGACAACGGCUCUGUGCUGCAGGGGAGCUCAGUGGCAGCCAUCUACGAGGGAAAACUGCUCAUUGGCACAGUCUACCACAGAGCCCUCUACUGUGAGCUAUAGCUCGUCAUGGGUAAGAUCUGCUGCAGUGGAAAGGAUUUAAUUCCUUGGGAACUCAGUUUCUGCUAGAUUUGCUAACAACGAGACUGUUCCAAUAAAGGUUAACUGCAGUAAUAGAGAUGUAUUUUAGCCUUCCUCUCCAAAAUGAGACUUCUACACAAUAGUGAAGGAAAUGUAAUUGAAGGUGAGAAAUUAGUUUAUUUGUGUAAUGGGGAGGACCCCAUAUCAGUAACAAAGGGUUACCUUGAAGUUCAGUUUCAGAUUGCAAAUGACUAAACUGUCAGACACUGAACUCAUCUCUGCUGGCUGGAUUUUGUUUUGGUUUUUUGGUUGGGUUUUUUUUUUUUUUCCCCAUGAGAAAACUGAUUUUGUAAAUAAGAAUUGUUGACUACCAGUGUGGUGUGUGUUAUUGUGACUGACCCCUGGGCCUUCCCAGGGACUGUGUGAGUGGGUCUUCUUCUGAAUCUGCCUAUUGGCUUUCCCUAAUGCAUCCAGAAUAACUGGAAGGUGAAUAAAUGUUAUUUCAGUUUCAUCCACUUCCCCUUCCCCCUUCAAGCCAUUUCCUAACAUUACUUCAGGUUCCUAAAUUUUUCUUAAUUCUAUUGAGAAAAGAGUAGGGUAUCACUUCAGAAUGGUUUCUUACUGAGUCUUCCAAAGGGAGUUUAAAAAAGCUUUUUUUACUCUUAAAGAGUGGGAAACAUGUCCUGAGCACCUUCAUUGAGGAGUGCAUUAGCAAUUACUGUUGUCUGUCACAGAAAAGGGAGCAUUUCCAGACACUUUGCCACAGUGACUAUCCUCAAGCCUUGGUCACACUUUGUGUGUUUAUCUUCAGUCGGUCCGGAGCCGAUUCCCACUGUGCUACUGUGCAGCAGGCACCCCUUCCUGUUUAUCUAGCAUCAGCUACUGAUAAUGUCUCACACUGCUAAACAGCCUACCCAGGUUUCCAUCAGCUGGUGGUUUUGGAAUAGUGUUAGUAGUCACUUUCAGUGAACUGAACGGAAUGUCCUUUGAAGCCGGAAAUCAGUUUGGUGCUCUCCAGUGUGCACAGCAAGAUGCCAGAAACCCCUGUUUUGGCCACCACUUGGUUUCCUGCUCAUGGAGUGAGCUCUUCUUGCAUUAGUGUAGAUAUCCUUACCCACAGAGCAGCUCCUGCUGCUCUUUUUGUCCUUCCGAGUUCCCAGCUGUGAUCAGCCCUCCAGUUUUGUGAGAUGCUGACAUCCAGCUUAAGGUUCUGUGUUACCUGUGGUGGCUCUCCUGCAGGGGUUGCUGCUGUGCUGCCCGUGGCCCUUCUCAGCAUCUUGGCAACCCCUCCAAAUGCUGCCACCAGACAGACCUCCCCAGGGCUGCCAGCCCCUCUGUAUACUUCAGCUGAUGCAGUAGCUUUUCCUCACUACAGUCCUUCUCCCAUUGUAUGGAGAAAAAAGACAGGCUGCUCCUGAAGGGCGAGCCUGGGAGGAGAGAGAGCCAGUCCCUGGGGUGCCAAUUGCUAUGCUAGCUUUGCUCUUCCCUCCUGCAGUCUGCUCCACCACCAGCCACAGCCCCUCCAGUCUGGAGAGUGCACGGAAAGUCCAGUACUUUGAAAACACAGGAGUACUUGUGCCUACAAGAUAGAGAAAAUAACCCACUCUGUAGUGGCUCAAACACUGAGGCAGGAGGCAGAGUAUGUGCAAACCAUCCUCUGGAUUUUCCCAUUCUGGCUGAGAGGAGGCAGUACUGCAGGCUGACGUUUGGGUGAGCAGUGGCCCUGAAGAACAAAUGUGUGUACUGACACCUCUUGGCUCCUGCUGUCUUCCUUUCUAACAAGCCUAAUGGCUUUCAUCCACUGGUAGGAGAAGAUCUGCCACUCCUUUCCUGACGGAAAGGGACAGCUCUAACCAGAGCAAGGAGUCCGUGCCAGGGCUCGUGGCUGAGGCAGUGUUGCUGUACAGGAGGGAUGAUGUCAUCCCCCUUCCUGUGCACAGCUGUGGGUCUUGCCACAUCACCCAUCUCCUGCCCCCAAAAAGCAUCUGCUGCACCCUGUGCUGCCCCAAGCUCGCUGGAACAGACCCUGCUUGGUGUAAGGCAAGUCCCUGGGCACAAAGAAGUUCUGUGAGGUUGAAGAACUGAGCCAGUGGGCAUGUUUGGCUCAGUCACUGUGCUCUUCCUGAUGCCAGCAGCUUCCCCCUGCUGCCAUGGUAGAAAGCUCUUUCACAUGCAUGUACAAAUGGCACAUGCUGCAGGGGUUACCGAUGGCCAGAAGGGGAGACUUGAGCAUUAGUUAACUGCGUGGCUAAUUGACUUGUCUCUUGGUGGUGGCCCUGCAUGAGCAGGUCUGUGCACAAACUGCGUUCACAGCUCCUCUCCAAAACGCUCACAAAAGACUUGAGGGCAGCCCAGGCUUCACUGUCUGCUCACAAAGGCUUUGGUGACAAGGACUCAACCAUUUGGAUCACAGUUUUGCUGACCAUGGCGUGCAGCCCUGCCACAGAGUAGAGCUGGCCUUGAAUGAGGACGGCUUUUGUCUCAUCCCUUUGCUGUACUUGCCUUUGGCAUUACCUAACCCUGGCUUUGCUACUUGCUCCUUAGCAACUUCUCUCCCUGCGGGACACUUUCAGCUUCCCUUGGAAGUGGUGUACUUUCCUACAGGAACGUGUAAUCCAUUUUCAGUCUUGAGGAACAGACGCCAUUCCCAGAGCCCAAGCUGAAAGGACUGCUCUGAAGAAAGUUCUCACAGCAAUGAGAGGUUGGGCUAUUAACUUGUUCAUGAUUACCCAUCAACAGUCUGCACAAGCAUUCUAAAGUGGUUAUUUUAGGAUUGUGCCACUAUUUGUUCUAAAGUGCCAUCUCCUAAAGAAUUAUAUCACGCAUUAGUGGCAGUAACACACUGAAAUGCUGAUCAGCCACUCUGCUGGUCCUGGAUUUACUCUGUGUUUGCAGAAAUGCAAUAACCAUUUCCCUCAGCAGUGGCAGAAGUAACCCAUAAAAACAUUAACUUCAAAUUCUGCAGUGGCUUAAAACAUCUUCAAAUAAGCAAAUCCACACAUUGUUGGAUCUUGUCAAACUUUUACUUUUUUGUUGGUUUUAGCCUUUCAGAAAAUAAAGAUUGUCUUCACUCA
This is a messenger RNA of Chiroxiphia lanceolata (lance-tailed manakin), 4210 nucleotides long. RefSeq names its product serum paraoxonase/arylesterase 2. The record is from RefSeq and is a predicted model, not a curated record. Gene Ontology annotation, molecular function: arylesterase activity. The transcript is spliced from 9 exons. The coding region runs from base 54 to 1118 and encodes 354 amino acids. Lineage: Eukaryota; Metazoa; Chordata; Aves; Passeriformes; Pipridae. Gene Ontology annotation, cellular component: extracellular region.